This is a messenger RNA of Fusarium sp. VM40, 2412 nucleotides long. Lineage: Eukaryota; Fungi; Ascomycota; Sordariomycetes; Hypocreales; Nectriaceae. The record is from the annotation of a GenBank genome assembly.
AUGGCCUGCUGUGCUGUUGCCGCUUACAUCGUCUAUCGAUAUCUUGCACUCCAUCAAUGGGCUGUGGGUCCUUUUUUAAUGAAACGGCAACCGGCUGUCACAGACAAUGAGCACGAACCAUGGGGUAGGGAUGAACAUCUUCAAUCAUCAACCCCCGAGAAUCACACCCAAGAAUGCGUGUUGACUUUAGGAGGUCUCACAUGUGGUUCAUGUGUAUCCGAGCUCCAGGGCAUCAUCAAAGAUAUUCCUGGUGUUGUAAAAGCGUGUGUUUCCCUUAGUUUGCUGCGUGCACACAUCUCCUUCACUACUGUCACGUCACUACAGGCUAUUAUCGACGCCAUCCAUGACGCUGGAUAUGAAGCCUCUCCAUCGCCGAGCAUAGACUCGAACGCCUGGGGUAGUGUGAUGCCCGUCAUCCGGGAGUCUGGUAUUGACCGCGAUCGCGAGAUUCAUACUUGGCGUUCUGCUUUGUUUCUCUCAGCCUUGUGCUCUUCGACAGCUGCAUCUGCUAGGUAUCUGUCAAGAUUCCAAGCACUGCAUGAAUCUGGAGCAAUUGGCCUGAUUAUAAAAGUAGCCGUUGCCCUCAGCUUGGUGGCUGGAUGUAGGAUUCACUUUGAAACAGCUCGUUCCAUAUGGUUCCGCCGCAAACCCAACAUGUCUACCCUUGGCUCUCUAGGUAUUUUUCUAGCUUUGGUGCAAGCCAUUUUCAUCAAUGAUGGAAGAAAGGAAGAUUGGCUCUGUCGAUCAGAGCUGGAAGUCAUACCAAUGCUAUCCACAACUUUGCUUAGCGGCCGGCUAUUGAAGGCCAUAGUUUCUAAGGGUACUUUUGACUUCGGAACGCCAUUGAUUAAUCUUAUUCCCAGCACCGCUUCUGUUUUCCCGGGCAGCGAUGAGGGAUGUACGGUUGAAGUCCCCACGGAACUGAUUACUCCUGGGGACCGCCUACUCAUUUGUCAAGGAGAUCGAAUUCCAUGCGAUGGCAUGCUUGUCAGCGACAAUCAAGGUUCUGUGCUCGAGAACUGGAUUAAUGGUUCUACAGUCCCAAGAGUAGUCAAGCGUGGCGAUAAUGUACUUGCUGGUAGUCGCGUCGAGAAUGGACUAUUGGUUUUGAAAGCCUUAUCGUGCGGACGUUCCACCGAGCUCGGCAAGGUUUUGGAAGCUGUCAUUGAUGCAGAAAUGAGUUCUGAGAACGUUGAUGAAGAUUUCACUCCGCACUUCGUCACGGUUGCCAUCAUAUUCAUCUCCAUAUCUUGCAUACUGCUGCUAUUGCUUGUCCCCGAUAUCAGCUUCGCGGGUGCAAUGCAGCGUACUUCUUCAAUGCUGCUGGCCGCAUGCCCUUGCACGUUCAGCCUCAGUAACCCAGCUGCGAAGCUGUCGGCUACAGUCAGUGCUUCAAAAGCAGGUAUUCGGCUCACAACUAGCGGUGGACGACUCAAGAAUGCCGCCACUGCUAAUACUAUACUCUUUGAUAAGACUGGUACCCUGACACGUGGUGUCCUACGAGUUGCGCAAGUGAUUCAAAGUGAACAUUGGAGCGCUAUGCUGUGGAGUUCGAUCCGAGACUUGGAGAUGUCUAUGCACCACCCCGUGGCCUCGGCCAUUGCCACUGAGGCUUCAGAACAAAUGAAGGAUCGCGAAUACAAGGUCGACGUUGGCUUGUCCAAACGAGUCAUGGUAACUGACAUUAUACACGAGCUUGGCCGUGGAGUUCAAGGACGUGUAACAGUAUCAAUCUCCGGAUGCGAGUCAAAUUCAUGGACCUUGGCUAUCGGCAGCCCAGCCUACAUCAAGUCACUAGGUAUUGAGGUCACCCUAGCUCAGAUUCCGACAGAGCAAAGACUUGCUAUGAUGACUCCUGUCAUUGUGGCUGUUGACGGAAUCCAAGUCGGAAUUUUCGUCCUCCAGGAUACCAUUCGUCCGGAUGCUGUCACUGUGAUUCAGGAUCUGAAGAAUAUGGGCAUAAAGGUUGGCAUGGUCACGGGCGACGACUAUAGUUGUGCUAUUACCACCUCUCGCGAAGUUGGCAUUGAUACUGACAUGGUCUUUGCGGGCUGUUCGCCUAAUUCCAAGGCUGGGAUCGUCAAGGACUUCCGCCGCCAUGGAGCUACUAUUUUUGUCGGCGACAACCUGAACGAUAUCCCAUCUUUUAAAUCAGCAUCUUUCAGUAUAUGCACCCCUAAUCCAGAUGCCUGGUCCUCAGAAAACCUUCGUCUCGCCGAUGCGACUUUAACACAGACACUAUUGGAUCAAAAAUCUGAUAGGAUCUUGACUCGCGUAUUAUUUCUCAUACAUCUAUCGCAACAAACCGCGCGUAUUACCACUCAAAAUCUUUGGUGGGCGGCGGUUUACAAUACGGUUUCUCUCCUGUUGGCAUCUGGCACCUUUAACCAAAUACACCUAUCAUCAUCGUGA